Lytechinus pictus (painted urchin) is the source of this 2272-nucleotide messenger RNA. RefSeq names its product stomatin-like. NCBI's taxonomy places the organism in Eukaryota, Metazoa, Echinodermata, Echinoidea, Temnopleuroida, Toxopneustidae. The coding region runs from base 1253 to 2182 and encodes 309 amino acids. The record is from RefSeq and is a predicted model, not a curated record. The transcript has 6 exons. Gene Ontology annotation, cellular component: plasma membrane.
AUACAGUCGCGAGGGAAAGUCGAUACAAAAGUUACAGUGCGGGCCAAGUGCCUCUCGUUUCGGCGAUGUUACCACCCUUGGUGCUCCAAGGAGAAGUCUGGUGAAGUCUCGAUUGAAACAAUGAGGGAGUGUCUUGGUGCAACUUUAUCGACGGUAACAAGUGAUUAUGGUAAUAGGCUCGCAGAGACUGUCGGUUAGAGCACACUUGUGGCUGAUUCACUAGGCAGACCAAAUCUAUAUCCUCGUGCCUUGAUCAACAUUGCUUCAAAGUGCCUCAAACACUGUUUCUAGAUUUCUUUCUGCUAUCAAAUUUCAUAUGGAAAAUCUUUCCAUUGAUUGCCAUCAUGAUAAUAAUUUUAAAGAGUUAAUUGUUCCAGAAGCAGUCACAUUCAUACAAACACAACUGUACAGUGUUUGUUAUUCAACUAAGAGAGAAAAAUUUAACUCGUGGAUCUGUUUUGGUAAAUUGACACAUUCUUCCUCUGUCUAUCCUGAUGCACAACAAGUCCUCUAUCAGUUGCUGAAUGCUGUGUGGAUAAUGCAAGAAGAUAUCUGAUUUGUGAAAGAUAUUGCAAUCAGGCCACAUAUGUUUUCCUGCUUUGGACAUUGCUGGUAGACUGUUCAACAGGUUAAAGCCAAUUGAGCUUCUAUUUUACUUUGUGGAGACUGAAUCACUAAAACUUCUCUUACACACCCCUGUCAGAAGUGACAGUCGUCCCAUCUUUCCUGCAGGAUUUCUGGAAGCCACUUUUCAUUUUUACCAAUCAUCACAUUUCAUCAUAGUAACAGCUAGCUAGGGAAUGCGGGGGAAGGUGCAAUGAGAAGACGUGUAGCAGAUUUACAGCAUGAUUCCUGCUGAAAUACAUGGGACAGACAUUUGACUAGUUGCCUUUGACUUGUGGUGAGGUUAGGAAGUGAAUUUGCAUCAAUUGCCAUUUAUGAAGAACACGGUGUUUCCUUGGAAUUCAGCGUGAAAAUCACCUCCAGAAUAUCCAUUAGGUUAAAGCCAACACCUCUUUUGAGUGAAAUGAUUCAUUGAGACAUUCAUCUAUAAGUAUUCCUUCAUUUGAAACUCAUUCAUCUAUUAAACCCUGCAAGACAGCUCGUCAUUGAUAUACACCUUAUACGUAUUGCGUUCUGGAACCGGUUGGUCUUUCUUCAAAGCUCACAGCAAUGCCAGAAUUCAGUGGGUUACAGGUUCUUUAAUUCAUUCCUGUGGUAACUGUCAUUUGAGGAGUUAAAAAAGAAGACCAUGGCCAACUAUAAUAUGGUGUCUGAUAUGGGUAUCGUGGAUAGCACUGACUCCAAGAGGCGAAGGAAGGGUGCAAGUGCUUCUACCGGCAAGUAUUAUUCAGGAGAUGAGUCGUUAGGAUGCUGUGUAUAUUUUUUGAUGAUCUGCUCGUAUCUUCUUGUUGCCAUCACAUUUCCAUUAUCAUUGUUUUUCUGUCUCAAAGUCGUCCAAGAAUAUGAGAGAGCAGUCAUCUUCAGGAUGGGUCGGUUGUUACCGGGCGGAGCUAAAGGACCUGGUAUUUUCUUUAUUCUUCCAUGCAUUGAUAACUACGUCAAAGUGGACCUGAGGACAGUUUCAUUUGAUGUACCCCCUCAAGAGGUUUUAUCCAAAGACAGUGUCACCGUGGCCGUAGAUGCUGUGGUGUACUACAGGGUCCACAACCCCACUAUUUCAAUUACAAACGUGGAGAAUGCACAGAGGAGCACAAGGCUACUAGCAGCCACAACGCUUCGGAAUGUUCUAGGGACGAAGACGCUGGGCGAGAUGCUGACGGACAGGGAGAGCAUUAGCAGUCAGAUGCAAUCGGUGCUAGAUGAGGCAACCGACCCCUGGGGGGUCAAAGUCGAAAGGGUAGAAAUUAAGGAUGUGAGACUACCAGUUCAACUUCAAAGAGCCAUGGCAGCGGAAGCAGAAGCAGCCAGAGAAGCAAGAGCAAAGGUGAUAGCUGCAGAAGGGGAACAGAACGCAUCCAGAGCGCUCAAAGAAGCAGCGGACGUCCUCCAGGAGUCACCAGCGGCCCUUCAGCUACGGUAUCUCCAAACCCUCAACACCAUCUCGGCAGAGAAAAACUCCACCAUCAUCUUCCCGUUACCCAUCGACCUUCUGAGAGGAUUCAUGGGCGCGGACCACGCGUCGGGUCCCAGCAUGGAGGAGGUCAAGAUGGUAGAGUGAAAGGUCAGAGGGGUUGUGACCCUGACAUAAGACUUUGAACCUGGGUGAUUCCCUCGCUCACCACGCAGCAUGGAAGAUGCACUUUAACCC